This is a messenger RNA of Eremothecium gossypii ATCC 10895, 543 nucleotides long. It is a transcript of the gene BNA1, whose product is annotated as 3-hydroxyanthranilate 3,4-dioxygenase. Gene Ontology annotation, molecular function: 3-hydroxyanthranilate 3,4-dioxygenase activity; iron ion binding. The record is from RefSeq and is marked provisional. Gene Ontology annotation, biological process: quinolinate metabolic process; 'de novo' NAD+ biosynthetic process from L-tryptophan. Gene Ontology annotation, cellular component: cytoplasm. The coding region runs from base 1 to 543 and encodes 180 amino acids. The transcript has a single exon. Lineage: Eukaryota; Fungi; Ascomycota; Saccharomycetes; Saccharomycetales; Saccharomycetaceae.
AUGCUCAACACUACGCCCAUAAACAUCGACGCGUGGCUGGCCGAGAACAGUCACCUGCUGCAGCCGCCGGUCAACAACUUCUGUCUGCACCGCGGCGGCUUCACGGUGAUGCUUGUCGGCGGCCCCAACGAGCGCACGGACUACCACGUCAACCCGACGCCCGAAUGGUUCUACCAGAAAACGGGCGCGAUGACGCUGCGCAUCGUCGACGAGCAGCUCUCGGGCGCGGCGCGCUUCCGCGACGUCACAAUCCGCGAGGGUGACUCGUUCCUGCUGCCCGCGAACGUCCCGCACAACCCCGUCCGCUACGCGGACACCGUUGGCAUCGUCGUGGAGCAGGACCGGCCCGCGGGCCACUUCGACCAGUUGCGCUGGUACUGCCGCGGCUGCCGCGAGCUGGUGUGCAAGUACGAGUUCUACAUGUCGGACCUGAGCUCGCAGGUGCGCGAGGGCAUCGAGCGCUUUGCCGCCAGCGCGGAAGACCGCGUCUGCAAGCACUGCGGCACGCUCAAUUACCCGACGCCACAGGCGUCCGCUACAUAG